UAAUGCAACAACAUUUCCACUCCAAAACAAAACCACCGUCUACACGCAAACUCUAGAGCUCAGUCGACUUUCUCAACGCUAAAUAUCUUCGUUUACAUCACUUUCUAUAAUCAUACCAAUCCAAAUCUUAUUCAUUCCUUCCUAAUCAACCGCUUUCACCAUUUUCACCCCCUGACCCUUCAAUUUUUCCUCGGAUAAGUACCCAGUCAAUUAGGUAACGCUAAGAAGAGGGCAGGUGAUUCAGAUGAUUGGUUUGAGCAUAUUAGAAAUUUAGCAUUUUGAAGAGAAAGAGGCAUUAUUUUGGUUUAAUUAUAGGAUGAGAACUGCAUUCUGGAACGUGAUUUCGUCAUUUUUUCUUUUGCUCCUUUUGUUACCUCUGGUAUUGUCUGUGUCAAACGAUGGCUUGAUCAGGGUUAAUUUGAAGAAGAAAAAGCUAGACAUAGUUAGCCAAGUUACUACUCAAUACAGCACUAAGGUUGAAGAUUCAAUUAGAUUGCCUCUUAGGAGGUAUGGUGCUGGCAAUGAUUUGGCGAGUUAUGAUGAUGCGGAUAUUGUGCCGUUGAAGAACUAUUUGGAUGCUCAGUACUUUGGGGAGAUUGGUAUUGGAACUCCCCCUCAGAAGUUUACUGUGAUUUUUGACACAGGAAGUUCCAAUCUUUGGGUCCCUUCCUCGAAGUGUUUGCUUUCUAUUGCCUGCCUUUUUCAUUCUAAGUACAACGCUAGGCGCUCAAGCACUUACGUUAAGAAUGGGAAGAAGGCUGAGAUCCAUUAUGGGACUGGAGCCAUUUCAGGGCACUUCAGUGAAGAUCAUGUUACAUUAGGAGAUCUUGUUGUUGAAAAUCAGGAAUUUAUUGAAGCAACAAGAGAGCCUAGUCUAACAUUUGUAGCUGCCAAGUUUGAUGGCAUACUUGGGCUUGGGUUCAAAGAGAUCUCUGUUGGUAAAGCUGUUCCAGUCUGGUACAAUAUGGUGAACCAGGGUCUUGUUAAGGAACCCGUAUUUUCCUUUUGGCUAAACCGAAAUGCAGAUGAGGAAGAAGGUGGUGCAAUUGUUUUUGGUGGUGUUGAUCCAGACCACUACAAAGGUGAACACACCUGGGUACCUGUGUCUCAGAAAGGCUAUUGGCAGUUUGAUAUGGAUGAUGUCUUAGUUGAUGGCGAGACAACUGGCUUUUGUGCUGAUGGCUGCUCUGCAAUUGCUGAUUCCGGGACUUCGUUGUUGGCUGGCCCUACGACUGUGGUUGCACAAAUCAAUCAUGCAAUUGGUGCCGCGGGUGUAGUGAGUGUAGAAUGCAAGGCAGUGGUCGCACAAUAUGGAAAACAAAUUCUGGAAGUGCUUUUGUCAGAGACACAACCCAAAAAAGUAUGCUCCAAAAUCGGUUUAUGCUCUAAGCUAGAUACUAGUAUUGGCAUCAAAAGUGUGGUUGAUGUCAAUGUGGGAAAAUCUUCUGGCGGCUUUCAUGAUUCCAUGUGUACUGCUUGUGAAAUGGCUGUGGUAUGGAUGCAAAACCAAUUAAGACAAAAUCAAACUGAAGAACGUAUUCUGGAUUAUGCCAAUCAGCUUUGUGAUAGCCUUCCUAGUCCAAUGGGGGAGUCUGCUGUUGACUGUAGCAGUAUUUCCUCAUUGCCAUCUAUUGCCUUUACUAUAGCUGGAAGGACAUUUGAUCUCAGCCCUGAGGAGUACAUACUAAAAGUGGGCGAGGGAGCUGCAGCACAAUGUAUCAGUGGAUUCACAGCUUUAGAUGUGCCUCCUCCUCGUGGACCUCUCUGGAUUUUGGGUGACAUUUUCAUGGGUCGAUAUCACACCGUGUUUGACUACGGAAAUCUAAGAAUUGGAUUUGCAGAAGCCGCUUGAAAGUUAACUUUAACGAUGACGCUUGUGUUGAAUGUUAUAUGAAUGUUAACCAAGAUAUUUCCUGUGUAAAUAUUUGAAUCACGUUAUUAUGCUGUAAUUUCAAGAGAAGGAACAUUUCAGUUUGCACAAGCUUACCAUUUUUGUAUGGGACGUCAAAUGUGACUCAUAGUGAGACCGUUUCAUACAAGAAUUUGUUUUCUACCAUUCGGAUCGUAGUCAACUCAACAAAAGUAAUUUCAGUGGAACCAUAAAUUUAAUCAUGUCAGUUAUAUCUUCAUGUAGUCAUAAAUUUAUCAGUGUUUGAUACAUUUUGAUUAUUUAAAUUUUCGUUAUA
Molecule: messenger RNA, 2186 nt
Organism: Amaranthus tricolor (Joseph's coat)
Lineage: Eukaryota; Viridiplantae; Streptophyta; Magnoliopsida; Caryophyllales; Amaranthaceae
Product: aspartic proteinase A1-like
Exons: 15
Coding region: 317-1852 (511 amino acids)
Biological process (GO): proteolysis; lipid metabolic process
Molecular function (GO): aspartic-type endopeptidase activity
Source: RefSeq, a predicted model, not a curated record